Chroicocephalus ridibundus (black-headed gull) is the source of this 1989-nucleotide messenger RNA. Its product is annotated as glutathione S-transferase theta-1. Gene Ontology annotation, biological process: glutathione metabolic process. The record is from RefSeq and is a predicted model, not a curated record. Gene Ontology annotation, molecular function: glutathione transferase activity. The transcript is spliced from 6 exons. NCBI's taxonomy places the organism in Eukaryota, Metazoa, Chordata, Aves, Charadriiformes, Laridae. Gene Ontology annotation, cellular component: cytoplasm. Bases 110 to 895 code for a protein of 261 amino acids.
GCUCGGCCCCCGCCUGCCCGCGGGGGGCGGCUCCGGGCGGCGGGCGGACUGAGGCGCGGCAGCCUCCCCGCGGGUCGGGUCGGGCCGGGCCGGGCCGGGCGGCGGCAGGAUGGGGCUGGAGCUGUACCUGGACCUGCUCUCGCAGCCCUGCCGCUCCAUCUACAUCUUCGCCCGCAGCAACAACAUCCCCUUCGAGUUCAAGCACGUGGAGCUCUUCAAAGACUCGGUGCUGGGGAAGAAGCAGGCGGCGGGGAGCGGCGCGGAGCAGCCCCGCGCAGGGCCAUCAAAUAGCGAAGGGGCCGGCAAAAUCAGCCUCUUGAAGAAAGUACCAGCACUAAAGGACGGAGACUUCACCCUAGCAGAAUGCACUGCCAUUCUGCUGUAUCUGAGUCGAAAGUACAACACUCCCGACCACUGGUACCCAUCAGACAUACAAAAACGAGCCCGAGUAGAUGAAUACCUCUCAUGGCAUCACGCUAACAUCCGGGCUAAUGCUCCUAAGACCAUGUGGAUCAAGGUGCUGAUUCCCCUCUUCACAGGGCAGCCACUGCCAUCGGAGAAGCUCCAGGAGGUUAUGGAGGGGCUGUCCACUUCCCUGAAGCAAUUUGAGGAGAGGUUUCUGCAGGACAAGGCUUUUAUCAUUGGGAGCGAGAUCUCUCUGGCAGAUCUUGUGGCCAUUGUGGAGCUGAUGCAACCUGUUGGAGUCGGUUGUGACAUCUUUGAAGACAGACCAAGGCUGAUGGAGUGGCGCAGGCGGGUGGAGGAUGCUGUGGGAAAAGAGCUUUUCUUCCAAGCCCAUGAGAUGAUCCUUAAUAUCAAAGAACUGAGCAACAUUCAAAUUGAUCCACAGCUGAAAGAGCAUCUGGCACCUGUGUUGAUGAAGAUGAUGAAAUGAAUUAACCUAUCUUACCAUUUUUCCUGCCCAUUUUUUUUAACUUCUUCUCUGACAUCCAGUUCUACAUGUAACUGGAAAGAGCACUGUAAUUUUAACACAGAAAUCGCAGAGUGUUUCACCCCACACCAGGCCUUUCCUGUAUCUUUGGGGGUGAAAGCUGGGGAAGGUUUAAGACUUGAAACACUAAAUUUAUAAAAAAGGCUGAGGCCCUACAGGGUCACUUAACAUGUGCAUCUGGCUUUUAUUUCAGUGUCAGUCUUCUCAGAGAUGGUAGUGACACGAACGGUAUUUCCUGACAAAAUUUGAGCCAGCCUGCAAACUGGGAAUAUUAGAGAACUGUAUAGGAUGUGCGUUGUUUUCAUGUGUUUUUAAUGUUUGCAGCUCCUUCGCAAGUGGCAAGCUCUGCAAAGUGUGCCUGAUCCUCACCUUCCCAGCACAUGUCUGCACAGACAAGUAAAGCACAAAACUACAGGCAGCCAUAAAAAUGAAAAAAGUCCUUGAUUUUUUUUAUUUAAGUUUCUUAGUGCUGAGGCAUCUUGCUUGGCUGACCAUGUACAUUCCACACUUCUUCUAUGUCCCUUUAAGGUUCCUGUGAGAAGUUUCUUCAUAUUAAUCUACAACCAUGAAUCUUCGUAAUUCUUCAGUUUAAUCGCUACUCUUCAUCUCUGCAAGCCUGGGUUUCGCUGGUGCUCGGUCUGCCAGUACAUGUGUCAGGGGCUGUUGUUGGAGAUUGGUGCAGUAAAGACCAAGCAACUUCAGAAAGCUGAAGGUGGUCACAACCUUCAAAUAACUGCCUACCUAACGUACUCUGUUGAUAUUAUAUAGGGAAUACACUGAAAGAAUGCAUUCACAGUGAUUUCUUGAAAUAUGAAUGACAGCAAUCAAAUUGGUUUUUUCUGUGGUAGUACUGUAAUAGCAAUCCACGUUUCUCCUAGAAAACGCAGAGGGGGAAUAAAUCUAGACAUGCUCUUCUGAGACUGUUGUGGAUGGAAGUUCACCAAGUAAGUCAUCCUGUGCAGCUGAAGUAAUAAGAGAGAUUUUGUGGCAUUGAGCAACAUAUGCAUCACAAUAAAAGGGCAGAGAGUUGUUUUGGA